Olea europaea var. sylvestris is the source of this 3129-nucleotide messenger RNA. RefSeq names its product TPR repeat-containing thioredoxin TTL1-like. Lineage: Eukaryota; Viridiplantae; Streptophyta; Magnoliopsida; Lamiales; Oleaceae. The transcript is spliced from 7 exons. Gene Ontology annotation, molecular function: protein binding. The record is from RefSeq and is a predicted model, not a curated record. Gene Ontology annotation, cellular component: cytoplasm. Bases 470 to 2563 code for a protein of 697 amino acids.
AAUUAAAAAAAGAGAGGGAGUAAAUGGGGAGAGAGAGAGAGCUGUCUCGUGAAGCCAGCAAGUGAAGGCAAAGAUAGCUCUUUUCUUUUCCAUUGUACUCUUCCUCCACAGACUCUCUCUACCUUCCAUACCUUAUUCUCUGUAUAAACCUUACUUUCUCUCUCUCUAAAGAAACAUCCGUUUCUCACUCUACCAUUCACAUUCAUUCUUUCCUUCAACCUUUUAAAUCACGGGAUCCCCAUCAAUUCUUUUUUUUUUUUUUUCUUUUUCCAUUUCUAUCCCUUUUAAUGUCUUAUUCGAAGUUUCAAUCGGUCUCUCUCCAUUUUUGCUUCACAUUGGUGAGAUAUACUGAGGAAAACUGAAAGAGAACCCAACCCAGAGAGUGAAAAGUGAAAAAACAAAUUUUUUCCGUAUAUAUACAUACUGAAGAUUGUAUAGAGGAAGAGAGUGAGUAGGGGAGAGUGUGAAAAUGUCGCAUCGGGGAAAACCUAUGUCGGAGUUAGGGUCACAAACGCUGUCGGAUCGGUUAAGGAAUACGCUAAGUAUCGGUGAAGAAGAUAACGGUGUCAACGUUAAUAAGCCGGACUUUCGGGAACUCGAUCUGGGAUCGCCGGUUUCACCGCUGCGGACUCGGACUGGUGGACUCACUACAAACACCGCCACUACAGCCACCAGCAGUAGUUCCAGUUCCUCCGGAUCGGUGUCCGGCUGCAGCACUGCAGGGGUUCACUUGAAUCCUCCGAGAAAAUCUGAUUCCAACAAUAACAGUCAUUCCGGCGAGCUUUCGAGCUGUUCCGUGGAGAGUUCCCCAUCAGCGACACGUAACUUCAAACCGGGUCAUACUCGCACCGAUUCGGGUGGUAGUCACCAGCUAAUUUACGCCGGUGGCUCUGUAAACUCUCCGGCGGUCAAUGUGCUUCCCACAGGGAACAUUUGCCCUUCCGGCAGGAUCUUGAAGACCGGUAUGUCUAGUCGGUCAACUAAGACCGACGUUUUGGGGUCCGGGACGGGUAAUUACGGCCAUGGCAGCAUACUGCGCGGCGGUCCUACGUCAAAGCCCUGUGUGAUGACGGAUAGCAGACCCAUAAAUUACUCAAGAGGACUAAUGGUUGGUGGAGAGUCAGUGAAGAGAACAGGAACGUGCAAUAAUAAUGAUCCAGAGGAGUUGAAGAGAAUGGGGAACGAGAAUUACAGGAAGGGCAAUUUUGCAGAGGCUUUAAGCUUUUACAGUAAGGCAAUUGCGAUAUCCCCAGGCAAUGCUCCGUACCAUUUUAAUCGAGCAGCUGCUUUGAUGGGGCUGAGGGAAUUGGCCGAGGCUGUUCGGGAAUGUGAAGAGGCGAUUAGGUUGGAUCCAGGGUACACGAGGGCGCAUCAUCGGUUAGGAUCUUUACUUCUUAGUUUAGGACAGGUUGAGAAUGCCAGGAAGCACCUUUGUUACCCAGGAUGUCAGCCUGAUGCAGUUGAGUUGCAGAAGUUGCAAACAGUGGAGAAUCAUCUGAACAAGUGCUCUGAUGCACGGAGAGUUGGUGAUUGGAGAAAUACAUUGAGGGAGGUUGAUGCUGCCAUUGCUUCUGGUGCCGAUGCCUCACCACAGCUUUGUGCAUGUAGAGCAGAAGCUCUCUUGAAGCUCCAUCGACUAGAUGAUGCUAUUUUAGCAAUGUCUAACAUUCCUAAAUUUGAACCAUCUACCGGGAAGAUUUUCGGGAUGCUUUUCGAAGCAUAUAUAUUCUUUGUCAGAGCCCAAAUUGAGUUGGCAAGCGGAAGGUUUGAAAAUGCACUUACAGCUAUCGAGAAAGCAGGAAAGCUUGACCCGCGUAAUGUUGAGAUCUUGGUUAUGCUCAAUAAUGUGAGGUUGGUGGGCCGAGCACGUGCUCGUGGGAACGAUCUCUUCAAGUCAGAAAGGUUUACCGAAGCCUGUUCGGCUUACGGGGAAGGGCUUAGGCUUGAUCCUUUUAAUUCCAUUCUUUACUGCAAUAGAGCGGCCUGUUGGUUUAAGCUUGGACAGUGGCAACUGUCAGUGGAUGACUGCAACCAGGCUCUCUGUAUUCAGCCUAAUUACAUUAAAGCUCUUCUUCGAAGGGCUGCCUCAAACUUCAAGCUUGAACGGUGGGAUGAAGCUGUAAGAGAUUAUGAGCUUUUGAGAAAGGAACUCCCUAAUGACAAUGAGGUUGCCGAAUCUUUAUUUCAUGCGCAAGUUGCACUGAAGAAAUCACGUGGAGAAGAGGUUUAUAAUUUGAAAUUUGGUGGUGAAGUGGAGUCAGUUUCAGGGCUUGAGCAGUUUCGAGCUGCAAUCUCUUCUCCUAGUGCAUCUGUUGUCCAUUUUAAAGCGGCGUCCAACCUACAAUGCAAGCGGAUCUCUCCAUUCUUGGACACAUUAUGCACCCGAUAUCCGUCCAUAAAUUUUCUUAAGGUGGAUAUAGAAGAGAGUCCUGGCAUUGCACAUGUCGAGAAUGUUAACAUUGUGCCAACGUUCAAGAUAUACAGAAAGGGCAGCCGAGUGAAGGAAAUGGUCUGUCCAAGUCCAGAGGUGUUGGAGUCUUCGGUACGACAUUAUAGCAUUUAGAUCUUGAUCAUACUAUCCUUCUCCAUGUCAUGCUCAGCCCUGAAAUCCCAGCUUUUCAGAAACAACCUUUAGUCCCACCGUUUGAGGAUUAUUAGUUACUUGUGGCAUAACCUGAAACUACACAAUAAUCCCGCAAUCAUAUUUGUCCAAAUGCCUGUGAAAUGCAAAGACAUAGCAUGUCCCCUUUUGCUAUUUCCGCUUAUUCUUUUGUUUAUCAUUGCUGUACGGUUCCAUCUUCCAUUAUUCAAUAUUUUCAGACCUUAUUUCCCACCCUUCUCGAGUUGUUCGACCUCUUUCUAGUAUAUCAUUUAACAAAAGAUUAUUCGAGUGGGCACUUGGCUAAAUUUAGCGGGAGGAUAGAGAGAAAUCACUUUCUUGUUGGAUGGCUUUUAAGAUGAGAUCUGUACAUGUAUAUGUGUGAUGAUAUAUGCAAAACAUUGGUGGCCCAUUGAAGGGAAUGAAUUUCUAGCGGUGGUUAGUGAUAGAAGAAUGAACAUGAAAUCAUUGAUAUUGAUGUUUCUUUCCUCAGCAUUGAAUUAAUAAAAAUUUCUCAGAUUUUUUCAUCA